UAUUGGAUACCGGGGGAAACUAAAGUUGUAAUCAAUGUUAUUUUGUCAUCCCACGCUGAUAUAAAAGAUCCCUUUAAUACUUGCUAAGUAUGGCUGUGGCUCGAUCAGUGAAGGUGGACUUGGGAGAGCCUGAGCAAGAAAAAGAACUCAGUCUGAUGGAAAAAUGGAGGAGACAUGUGGAGGAAAAGAAAAAAUCAGGCCAUGAAGCAAAAGUUGGAAGAGCUCUAGCUACCACUGUCCUGGCAUUUCAAGUCCCCUCUCAGCUGUAUUUAUUCAUGUAUUAUAUAAUUCCAUAUUUAUUUAUGGACUUUGAUCCAUGGUUUCAGUAUUACCUGAAAGUUUUCAUUGUUGUGACCUCUUUAGAAUUUUUGGCAAACUUUCUCUGUGUUCAGCUGUAUGACACAAAAUACAGGAUAUCAAAAGACAACCCACAACCGAGAGAAAUCCAUGACCGCUGGAACAACCCCCCAGAAAAAUUUGUUCCUCUCCAGCUGUACAAUAAUGGGGUAUCUAAUGGAGAUCUCAGAGACAAGCAUGGAGGGCUGCCCUGGUCACACUGUGAUAUCUGUAAGAUGGAUAUCCCUCCCCGGGCCCAUCACUGUAAUUUCUGUAAGGCUUGCAUCCUGAAACGCGACCAUCACUGCUUUUUUGUUGGGACCUGUAUUGGCUUCAGAAAUCAGAGAUAUUUUGUUAUAAUGGCAUUCUACACCUUUAUAAAUGGACUUGGUGGUGGGAUCUUUACGUUGAAAUAUCUUAGUGACAUAUACUGGCCUAGUGCUUCCUGGACAGACUUUGUCCUUCCCAUCACUGUCUACAGAACUCUGUUUGACAAUAUCCCUCUUCAUAUCGGCAUCAUGAUCUACCACUGCUAUGCCGAGUUCCUGUUUGGUUCCGUAGGAUUAUUCUAUUUCCUGUCACAGAUGUUAAUCAUUGGCCAAGGAAAAACUCUGUAUGAACUGGCACACGAAAUUCCUGUCAAGAGCCUUAACUCUGUCAAUGCAAAUUUUGUCUCUGUGUUGGUCAAUAUGGCGGUGGCCAGAAGUGUAACAGUGGACGUCCAGUCGACCGCCGAAGAAGAAGAACCCAAAUCCUUAAUGGAAAAAUUCAGGAAGCAUAUUGAAGAAAAGAAAAAGAAAGGACAUCACGGUAAAUACGGGAUGUACUACUGCUGGGCAUUGUGGGUAUUCCAGACCCCCACCCAGUUAUACAUGGCCUAUUAUUACGUCAUUCCGUACCUCCUUCACGACUUCACCGACUGGACCCAGUACUACGUUAAGGUGAUCUAUACCAUUUGUGCCAUACAGACACUCGGAAAUCUUGUGUGCACCACACUGUACAGUACUAAAUACGAGAAAUCCCGAGAUAAACCUGACGUUCAGGGGAUCAGAGAACGCUGGGAGAACCCCCCUGACCAGUUUCUGCCCCUGAAUGGUACUCCCAACGGACACCUACCGGAUGAUGGGGGUCUGCCGUGGACGUACUGUGACGAAUGCGACAUGAUGAAACCUCCCAGAGCACAUCAUUGUAAAUGUUGUAGAGCUUGUAUUCUAAAAAGAGACCAUCACUGUUUUGUUGUGGGGAAGUGUAUUGGACAUUAUAACCAGCGUUAUUUCGUGGUACUGACAUUUUAUGCGACUAUUGUUGGAUGGGCGGGUAUAAUAUCUACCUUUGCCUAUCUCCACAUGUUUUACUGGUCAGAUUCCGUAUGGACGGAUUACGUAUUUCCGGUUACAAUAUUCAGGGGAGUGUUUGGAACGAUCCCGCCCCACAUUACCAUAAUGAUCAUCCACAUGUAUACAGCCUCAUUUAUUGGAAUCUUGGGCUUUUUCUAUUUCUCUUCACAACUGACCAUAGUGUCUAAAGGUAUUACUUUGUAUGAGUUAGCAAAACAAGUUCCAAUCAGGAACACAAACUCCGUUAAUGCGAACUUUGUGACAGUAUUUGGAAACUUUUGGUUCCUUAAUUUUUUCUUUCCCAUGACAAUUUUGUUUCCCGUGAAAGAAGAUGGUACAUAUUGGAAAGGAGUGAAGUUAGAUCAUAACGGCAAUUACAAAGAAUCUUAAUAGAACUCACUGCAUACUGGAAAGAAAUGCAAUAGGCUUCGGU
Saccostrea cuccullata (small rock oyster) is the source of this 2106-nucleotide messenger RNA. RefSeq lists its product as uncharacterized. The record is from RefSeq and is a predicted model, not a curated record. NCBI's taxonomy places the organism in Eukaryota, Metazoa, Mollusca, Bivalvia, Ostreida, Ostreidae. The transcript has 3 exons. Gene Ontology annotation, molecular function: palmitoyltransferase activity. Bases 90 to 2063 code for a protein of 657 amino acids.